UGCCCCAUGUGCUCGGGUGAGCCGUGAGCCGUGUGCCCGCCCGCUGCGCUGCACAGCUGCUCCUGAGCGCGGCGCGCGCCUCGCCGUGCGCUCCCAGCUCCACCAUCGUCAUCACCGCCACCACCAUGGAGGAUGAUCUCGUGUCGGAGGAUGACGUCCUUCUCAAGUCGGAGAAGGAGCUGCACGAGGUGGCGCGCAGGAACGACGUGGUGCGUCUGCGCGAGCUCAUCAAGAAGGGCGUCGACGUCAAUGCCAAGAGCAGCGUGGACCGCACGGCACUGCACCUGGCGGCGGGCAGCGGGCAGGAGGAGGCGGUGAAGGCUCUGCUGGAGCACGAGGCCGUGGUGGACAGCGAGGACAAGUUCGGCAUGAAUGCGUUGCUGCUUGCCUCCUGGUUCGGCCACCGCAAGGUGGUGCAGAUGCUGGUGUCCGCGGGGGCAAAGGUCACGUGCGAGAACAAGAGCGGGCUCACCGUGCUGCACUGUGCCGCCCAGCGCGGCCACGCCGCCGUGAUGCAGUUCAUCAUCGAGGACCUGGAAGACCUCGACAUCGACAAGACCACGAAGCUGGGCCAGACGGCGCUGCACCUGACAGCGGAGGAGGGCCAGCUGCAGGCUGUGGAGUACCUCCUCUCGUGCGGCAGCUCCCUCGCCAUGCGCGACAAGGACAACAAUUCGCCGCUGCACCUCGCGGCCGGGCGAGGCCACCUCGCCGUCGUGAAGAAGCUGCUGGAGGCCGGCGCGGAGAUGGAUGGCAAGAACACGGCGGGACAGACGGCUCUGCAUCUCGCGGCCGAGGGCGGGCAUCACCACUGCGUGCAGCUGCUGCUGUCCUCCGGCUGUGACAUCGAUGCGCAGUCGAGCAAGAGCAUGACGGCGCUGCACUACGCGGCGCGGAGCGGGCACGACGAGGUGGCGCAGCUCCUCAUCCGGGGCGGCAUCGCCGUGGAUGCCGUGGACCACCACCACACCACGGCCAUGCAGCUCGCCGUGCUCCACAACUUCCCGCUCAUCGUGAAGCUCGUCAUCGACGCUGACGGGGACCUGGACAUCGCCGACAACAGGCAGCAGACCCCCCUACACGUCGCGGCAGAGCACGCGCGGCAGGACAUCGCCGAGAUGAUCCUCAUCUCCGGCGUCAACCUGAAGCUCGUGGACAAGCAGGGGAAGACUUCUCUGGACAUCGCAGCCCGGGGAAACCACAUCAGCAUGGUGGACAUGAUCAUAAAGGCCGACCGGUUCUACAAGUGGGAGAAGGACAACCUCCCGAGCGAGUCGGACUCGUGGGUCCUCAAGCACCUGACGUUCAAGCAGGACCAGCGGCCGGAGACGGAGCACAUGCGCUCCGUGCUGUGGCGUCUGUCCACGCAGCACCUCAAGGUGGGGGAGUGGAAGUGCCUGGCGCAGCACUGGACCUUCACAGAGGCCCACAUACGCGCCAUCGAGCAGCAGUGGACAGGCAGCAAGAGCUACAGGGAGCACGGCCACCGGAUGCUGCUCAUCUGGCUCCACGGCGUCCUCACGGCCCGGGAGAAUCCCAUCAAGAGCCUCUACGAGGGCCUCGUGGGCAUCGACCGGCUCGACUUGGCCGAGAGCAUGCGGAGGAAAGCCAACGCAGAGAACGACUCCCCAAAGAAGUGCGCCAUGACCUGACACGGCGGUUGGGCCGUGGGUCAGCCCACAGCGGGCGGACGCACCUCCCCCCGUCGCUGCUGCCUCCCCUCUCCUCACCACCUCAACCUCAUCACCGUCCCAACCUCCUCACCAUCUCACGCCGCCCCCUCGCUCCGCCCGCCUUGGAAGGCGCCGCUCCAAGCGCUGCCGGGGGGAUCGCGUCCAGCGCCCAGCGGCCAGCGUGGGGCUGUGGCAGCGAGCCGGAACCCUCCGCCUUGUGUACGUGCGUGUGUACGUGCACGUAUACACGCACGUACACACGCACGUACACGCGCACGUAUGCACGCAGACUUCACUGCUUGCUCACUAACGCAAACUAAUGCACACGAACAAACGCGCUGUCAAAAUGGCAGGCACAGCCAAGUAUGUUCUCCCCGUGAUCUUGGGCUCACGGUCGCUCAGUUUUACAUCAGCGUUUUUGAUGUGGCUCGAGAACGGAAGCCCGGCGUGCAAGUGCAAUCACGCAUUCUCGAUCAACUGCUGGUGAAAAUAUUCGUACGACGAUGACAUCUCCGACUGGGUCUCAUGAGGGUACAAUUUCAACCAUGUCUUGACAUCGUUGCUCCAGAUCUUUUCUGAUGUGCUGUACGUAUGUAUGUAAGUUGAACUUCUUUCGCACCGUACGUAGCCAAACGUGAUAAUCGGAGGUGCGGGGGAAAGACAACAAACUAAACACAAACAUCAGUUUUAAAGAAAUUAGGUUUCAAUCAAGAUGUCAACGUGCAUAGCUCACAGCGGCUUCCUGAUAUCGGGAGGAAGAACGUUCCAGACGGCCGCAGAAGCGCAUCUGAAAGCGUGCAAUGCAGUGGCCAUCUUUGUUCGAUGGCGAGCCAAAAGCUGCUCGAGGAUGACCAACGUAUGUACGUUGAACUUCUUUCACACCGUACGUAGCCAACCGUGAUGAUCGGUGGUGUUGUCGGGUCGUUCCGCGUGUUUCGCCCGGCACGGCGUCCGACGUCUCCGCCGCACGCGCUCGAAUCUUUUUUUCUUUCCUUUUCGGGAACCGAAACGGAGGAUGAAGCUUCCGAAGGACGUGGUUGCGAAACGUCGGUCUUUGUGCGCCGCCGUAGCCCGCCGACCGUCGCUCACCUCUGUGGCAGCGCGAUACGGAAGGGAAGGCUGUGGAUGAGAUGGAUCGUCGGGGUCUCGCCACAGGGCCACACACACACACGCGCGCGUCCUAGGCAAGUCGUCCUGCGUUGGGAGUGGAUUUUUUUGUGUUUUUCUACCGCUCUCCUGUUCGCCGAUCCAUGCCUCGAAGCGCCGUUGCCGCCGCUGCUGCUGCUGCUGCCGCCGCCGCUGUUGUUGUUGUUGCUGCUGUUGUUGUCGCGACGGUGACUUUGUAACAAGUGAGGGCGGUGCCUGUUUUGGUGUGGACUGCGUGCUGGGCACCGCCUCGCUUUCUUUGGUGUGUUUUGUAUGGAUUUACAAAACGGUGAGCGAGUGGUCGAUGGUUGUGCAGCAAUAAAAAAUGACGUCCGUUGAAUGUU
Molecule: messenger RNA, 3163 nt
Organism: Lethenteron reissneri (Far Eastern brook lamprey)
Lineage: Eukaryota; Metazoa; Chordata; Hyperoartia; Petromyzontiformes; Petromyzontidae
Gene: ANKDD1B
Product: ankyrin repeat and death domain containing 1B
Biological process (GO): signal transduction
Molecular function (GO): protein binding
Source: RefSeq, a predicted model, not a curated record